ACACAAACUUUUCUUCUUCUCUUCAGGUAAGAUAGACAUAUCUAGAACUACCUAUGGCAAACUCAGAGGCCGGAACCAGUGGUGAUGUUGCACCAACAUCAGGAGGUGAGUACCAAGUAUUCUUGAGUUUCAGGGGGCCCGACACUCGUCAUGGGUUCACCGACUUCCUCUACGAUCGCUUGGUAGAUGCCGGAGUCCAUGUAUUCAGAGAUGAUGAUGAACUUCGAGUCGGCGAAGUGAUUGGGGAGAACCUAAGAAGUGCUAUCAAUAACUCCAUAAUCUACAUACCCAUCUUCUCUCGGACUUAUGCCUCCAGUAAAUGGUGCCUCCGGGAGCUUGCACAUAUAGUGGACAACGUGUCCAAAUCAGAGAAUGAGAAGAGCAUCCUUCCCAUUUUUCUCGACGUGGAGCCCGAGGAUGUUAAACUUAAAACGCCAGUAUAUAGCACUGCUUUGUCGGAUCAUGAGACGAAGUUUCCGGAUGAAGUCAAGGCAUGGAGAGCAGCUCUUGCAGAGGUAGGAAAAAUCAAGGGAUGGAACGUGCAAUCGAGCCAAGCAGCUAUUGUUAAAUCAGUUGUUAAAGAGGUUUUGGAGAAGCUAAAGAUAAAACAAAAAUUGGUGACUGAAUAUUUAGUUGGAGUUGAUGAUCGGAUAAAAGAUUUGACAAAGUUAUUGGAUGUCAAUCACGAUGAUGUGCGGAUCCUUGGAAUUUACGGGAUGGGUGGCAUUGGUAAAACAACUAUUGCCAAAGUGAUCUUCAAUCAACUAUGUUCUCAUUUUGGAAAGUGUUGCAGCUUCCUUGAAGGCGUUCGAGAAAGGUCGAUUAAGGAAGGCAUAGCUCCGUUGCAGAAGAAAUUACUAUAUGACAUUGGUGGUUCUGAAUCUGUAGAAAAAAUUAACGAUAGUGAAGAAGGAAUGAGGAGGAUUGAAGGAACACUCAGCAAUAAGAAGGUCCUUGUUGUUCUGGAUGAUGUUGAUAGGAAAGUACCCAUUACGGAUCUAAUAGGAAUUUCCAAAUUAAAUCGAGGAUCUAGGAUAAUCAUUACAACGAGAGACAAAGAUAUUCUGCAAGUUGAGGGAUCUGAAGUUAAAAUUGAACAGUAUGAGAUGCAAACGAUGGAUGAAGGUACUGCACUUCGUCUCUUUUGUUGGCAUGCCUUUCGAAAAAAGUAUCCUUCGGAUGAUUAUCAUCGGCUUUCAAGCGACAUUGUCUCAAGUACCGGUGGACUUCCAUUAGCUAUUGAAGUCAUAGGUUCAUUACUUAAUGGGAAAGACCAGGAAAUUUGGGAAGAAACGUUGAAAAAGUUAAGGAAUGUACCCGAGAAAAAGAUUCUAGAGAAGUUGAGGAUCACCUAUGAUGACCUAGAUAAACAUCAUAAACAAAUUUUUCUCGAUAUAGCGUGCUUGUUUUUCAAUGAGAAGAAGACCGAUGCAAUUUACAUGUGGACCGAUUGUCAAUUUUAUCCUAAAGGAGGAAUCAAAGUCCUUACUGAUAGGUGCUUAGUAAAAAUCAUGGACAACGAUAAGUUCCGGAUGCACGAUCAACUUAUAGCACCGGGAAAGCAGAUUGUUUUUGAAGACAGUCUAGAUGACCCUGGAAAGCAGAGUAGGUUGUGGAUUGCAGAAGAGGCCCUCCAAAUAAUAAGAACAGAAGAGAGAAAGGACAAGGUUCAAGCGCUCUCCGUAACGAUCCCAGAGAUUACAAAUGAAGACUUUGAAAGGUUCCCAAACCUAAGAUUCCUUGAGUUACAAGACGGAACUUAUGCUGGGGACUUUGCAAAGUGCCAUUCAAAUUUAAGAUGGUUUUCUUGGAGAUGCCCUCCUAAGAAGGAUUUUGGGGCGAGCAAUUUGUAUAUGAAUCGGCUUGUUGUUUGUAAACUUUACAUGGUUCACUUCAAGGAUGAUUCAAAGGCAUGGGACUUGAUCAAGGGGGCACGAGAUUUGAAAGUUCUAUCCAUUUCUGAUUGUAAUGGCAUUACGACAAUCCCAGACAUCUCUAAAUGCUUGGGUUUAGAGAGGUUGACUAUUUACCAAUGCGAAAGUCUAAAUAGAAUUGAAUGCUCCAUUGGAAAUCUACGAUCGUUGAUUGAGCUGAAAAUUGAAGGGUGCUGGGAUCUUAUAGAUUUGCCUGAAGAAAUUGGGGCACUAGUGAAGCUCAAGCACUUCUCAUUGUUGAGAUGCAGAAGGUUGAGAGAACUUCCGGGCUCGAUUGGGAAUUUGACCUCAUUGACAGAGUUAGACUUAUCGUACACGGGAAUAAGGGAACUUCCUAACUCCAUUGAAAAGUUAAAGUCAUUACGUAUCUUGCGUUUUCCAGUAGAUCCGAGAUAUGUUCAAGAGAAUCGUGAUUGGCGGUUCCCUAGUGGCAUCGACACGUUGGUAAAUCUUGAAGAGCUAGAUCUCUCUGGGUCCGGUGUUGUUGGUGGAGUUCCCUUUGGAAUUGGAGAAUUGUCAUAUUUAAGAAUCCUAAAUUUAGAACAGACCCGUAUUUACGGAAUCCCAAUGUCAAUCAGCAUGCUUCAUCACCUCGAAACACUAAACCUAAGAGAUUGUCAUGAGAUUCAAGAGUUGCCGCAGCUUCCUACCAGUUUGAUCUGUCUACAUCUUAGCUCUGAAUCAUUGCUCUCAGUCCCUAAUCUGUCGAACCUUACUAAUUUAGUUGAACUGCUAUUAAGUAAUCGCAAAUUUCUUGGAGAGAAAUCAAAACCACUCACAGGAUGCAACUUAAGGUGGAUUGGGAGGUUAUCUAGACUGAAAAAGUUAGAGCUGAAUCUGCUAAACGUCCCUGCACCUCCAGACUUGGCUUCUCUUUCUCACCUGGAAGAGCUUUCUUUGUUUAGCCUAGACCUAGAAACCCUUGUGCAGCUCCCCUCCUCUCUGCUGAGAUUGGAUUUUCAAUUCUUUAGCAUCAGGAGGGCAGAGUUACUUCCCUCGUGUUUGAGAUUGAGAAAUUUGUCGACAUUAGAGUUCUAUGGUGGUGAAGUGGAAGACAUUCCACUCGAUGGACUUCCACAACUGAAGGAGUUAAUUAUUUGCUCUUGCAAACGGCUUCAGAGAUUAUCCAUUCCUUUGGAAUUAAGGAAACUACGGCAAGCGAGUGUGUCAUCUUGUCCAGAGCUAGUUGAGAUACAAGUUGUGGGUCUUUCGGAAUCAUUGAAAUCCUUCUGCGUUUGUGAGUGCAAAUCUCUGAUAACCAUAAGUGGUUUACCGUACUUGAAGAACCUGGAGAAUUUCGCAAUCCUGUGUUGCGACGUACUUACUAUUGUUGAGGGACUUCAGGAGUUAGAGUCUCUAUCAUCCUUGGUAAUCCGAGAGUGCCCAUCAUUGAGGAGGAGUGGAAUCUCUUUGGAGAAUUGCAGAGAGGAAAUUCUUCUAGAUACACCAGAGAAGGCAAAGGCUGAAGGCAGGAAAAAGACCACAGCUUGGUGGAAAAAAAGAAGGUUUUGGAGGAGGAGCAAAGAAUCUCCCAACGACGAAAAGGAAAAGGUGAGUGACUAGUGGAGACGAUUGUGAGCUGAUUCUCUUUUCUCUUAUCUUGGGUUGCUGAUGUUCGUCCUCACAUUAGUCAAUUAUCUCCACU
Messenger RNA from Rhodamnia argentea, 3579 nucleotides. RefSeq names its product disease resistance protein L6-like. The record is from RefSeq and is a predicted model, not a curated record. The transcript is spliced from 6 exons. Gene Ontology annotation, molecular function: ADP binding. Gene Ontology annotation, biological process: defense response; signal transduction. The coding region runs from base 54 to 3497 and encodes 1147 amino acids. NCBI's taxonomy places the organism in Eukaryota, Viridiplantae, Streptophyta, Magnoliopsida, Myrtales, Myrtaceae.